Schistosoma turkestanicum is the source of this 2128-nucleotide messenger RNA. Lineage: Eukaryota; Metazoa; Platyhelminthes; Trematoda; Strigeidida; Schistosomatidae. The record is from the annotation of a GenBank genome assembly.
ACCAUCACAAGGAAUGGAUCUCUGUUGGUACUCUUGAAAAAAUUCAAGAAAGGAGGAACAAGAAGGCAGCUAUCAAUGUCUGCCGAACAAGAGCAGAGAAAGUUAAGGCACAAGCUUCAUACACAGAAGCAAACAGGGAAGUGAAGAAGAGCAUCAGAGCUGACAAACGAAAAUAUGUGGAAGAUCUAGCAAAGACGGCGGAAAAGGCUGCAAGAGAAGGAAACAUGAGACAAUUGUACGAAACAACAAAGAAGCUCGCCGGGAACUAUCGUAAACCAGAACGACCAGUGAAAAGCAAGGAAGGGAAAAUAAUCAGCAACACUGACGAACAGCGAAAUAGGUGGGUAGAGCACUUUAAGGAACUAUUGAAUCGACCAGCUCCACUGAACCCACCCAACAUCGAAGCAGCAUCCAAGGACCUCCCAAUUAAUAUUGGCGCACCUACGAUUGAGGAGAUCAGUAUGGCCAUCAGACAAAUCAAGAGCGGCAAAGCAGCAGGACCAGACAACAUUCCAGCAGAGGCAAUGAAAGCAGAUGUGGAAGCAACUGCGAAAAUAUUUCACAUCCUCUUCAAGAAGAUUUGGGAUGAGGAACAAGUACCAUCAGAUUGGAAAGAAGGAUACCUCAUCAAAAUACCAAAGAAAGGCGAUCUGAGCAAGUGUGAGAACUACAGAGGCAUCACUCUUCUUUCAAUACCAGGCAAAGUCUUCAACAGAGUAUUGUUAAACAGAAUGAAGGACUUCGUAGACGCCCAACUUCGAGAUCAACAGGCCGGAUUUCGUAAGGAUCGAUCAUGUACUGACCAAAUUGCUACAUUACGGAUCAUUGUGGAACAAUCAAUUGAAUGGAACUCACCACUCUACAUCAACUUCAUCGACUACGAGAAAGCAUUUGAUAGCGUGGAUAGGAAAACACUGUGGAGGCUUCUUCGACACUACGGUGUGCCUGAGAAAAUAGUCAACAUCAUACGGAAUUCUUAUGAUGGAUUCAACUGCAAAAUCGUGCACGGAGGUCAGCUGACAAACUCGUUUGAGGUGAAGACCGGUGUCAGGCAAGGUUGCUUACUCUCACCCUUUCUCUUUCUCCUGGUCAUCAACUGGAUUAUGAAGACGUCAACAUCUGGAGGGAAGCACGGUAUCAGCUGGACAGUUAGGACGCAGCUGGACGAUCUGGACUUCGCAGAUGACUUGGCUCUUCUAUCGCACACGCAACAACAAAUGCAAGAGAAGACGACCAGUGUAGCAGCAGCCUCUGCAGCAUUAGGUCUCAACAUACAUAAAGGAAAGAGCAAAAUUCUCCGAUGCAACACAACAUGCACCAAUCAAAUCACGCUUGAUGAAGAUGCUUUCGAGGACGUUAACAACUUUACAUAUCUUGGCAGCAUCAUCGACGAGAAAGGUGGAUCGGAUGCAGAUGUGAGGGCGCGGAUCGGCAAAGCGAGGGUUGCAUUUCUACAGUUGAAAAAUAUCUGGAACUCCAAACAACUUUCAAACAAAACCAAACUCAGCAUUUUCAAUACAAAUGUCAAGACAGUUCUACUGUAUGGAGCGGAAACAUGGAGAACUACCAAAGCCAUCAUCCAGAAGAUACAAGUGUUUAUUAACAGUUGUCUACGCAAAAUACUUCGUAUUCGUUGGCCAGACACCAUCAGCAACAACGAACUGUGGGAGAGAACAAGUCAGAUUCCAGUGGAGGAAGAAAUCAGGAAGAAGCGGUGGAAGUGGAUAGGACACACAUUACGAAAAGCACCUAACUGCGUCACGAGACAAGCCCUCACAUGGAACCCUCAAGGCAAAAGGAAAAGAGGAAGGCCAAAGAAUACAUUACGCCGAGAAAUAGAGAAAUAUAUGAGAGGAAUGAACAAACAUUGGACAGAAUUGGAGAGAGAAGCCCAGGACAGAGUUGGUUGGAGAAAACUGGUGAGCGGCCUAUGCUCCAUUGGGGGUAACAGGCGUAAGUAAGUAAGUAAGUAAGUAAUAUUUCAAACAAUAAUUGUGUAGCUAAAUUUAUGUAGGAGCCAAAUUGAGGUUUGGAUUGAGGAAUAACUAACUGUCCAGCUAGUUUAAAUGCGCGCUACCGCCCAGUCUGAAACCAAAACACAGUGACUGGAUAAAUGACGGUUCUAAAU